AUGGAGGACGACAGCAGCGACUACUUCGAGGAUGACGAGAUUCAGUUUGUCGGGUUACACCGCAAGCAACGAAGUCGAAGUGGCAGUAGCGAUGUCAUCUUCGUCGAUGCCCUUGAAUUUGCAGCAUCAGCUCCGGACUCUCCAGCAAAGAAAGUCUCCGGAGAUAGGAAACUGGUAAAGACCUCAGCAAAGCGCACACCCAUUGAGAAGCUCCAACAGCUCAUGACGGACCUCUUUGAGGCCGAUGACGCAUGUAUUGAGCCCGACGACAGGGAAGAGGGAGAGACACCCCCAGAGUGUGCUGCCUUUUUCGCCGUUAUCGAUGGCCACACCGUGCUUCGGUCGGAUGUGAUUUUCAAGGUCCUCAAGACAACUUGGUCCUGUUCCAAGGCGGACGCCACUUCGACUCGCCUGGAAGACAGUAAUGAGGGACCUCUUCGCCUUCGCGAUCUGAGCAUCCAUGAAGUCGGUCGUCUUCUCAGGAUCCUGGAGCGUGGACUCAAGCUGGCCGAAGGAUUAGAACCGUUCAAGGAAGCACGCAGACCUGUUGCGACUCUGACAGGCAGACAGUCCAGAGGAAACACAAAGGGUAGCAAGAAGUUGAAGGGCAAGGAUCUCUCACUUACGCACGAUAUCGAUGAGGAAGGACCAACGUGCGCCAACGGUGAUGGCGUCGCAGACGAGCCUGAGACGCUGGGCCAGUUAAGUGAAAAGUUCGGCAAGCUUGCAUACAGCGUGCUCAGCGCCAAUUGCAUUCUCUCCAUUAUGGCCGGCGACGAGUUGGCCAAGCCUCUUCUGUCCGAGGACGCUAUCCAGCCAUGCUUCGAAGCUGUCAAGGCAGCUCUUGACCACGUCAUUCUGCCCUUCGUUGACGCUUGCAAUGGUUCAACGUCCAAGGGCAGCUCCAGCAUUGACACGCUCAUAUCGGCCUUGGCACCCAGUAAACCAAAAGGAAGGAAACAAAAAGACGAAAAUGGCGAAAGGGAUGGCGAUGCGGUCAGAUGCGCCAACAAUCUCGAGCAGCUGUUCAAGCAGACGUGUGCAGCCUUUUCUCAGGCGCACAAGCUUAUACAGAUGCCUUCGCUCGUCAUGUCCGAGACGAUUGUCAACAAUGCAGUAUACGCGGCCAUCGGACCAUUCUUUGCUGGCGAGCCGGAUGCAGGAAGCGGAGCGGGAACAAGUGAGGCCUCAAAGGCGGCGCACAGGGGCCGCACGGCACUGGCUGCUUUUGGGAGCGGAGUUUCGCCAAUGAAGAGCCUCAGGUUACCGGCUUUGAACUUCCUUCGCCGCAUCUUUGCGCGUCAAAAGGAGCAGCGUCAAUGGAUCAUCGAAGAGAUUCUGGCGAAUUUGACGAAGCUUCCCGAUCUCAAGAGGACGAGGAGACAGCAUGUUCUACGAAAUGGCAAGACAAUUAGCUCUGUCACUGCUCUCUUGCUGCACCUCAUUCAGUCAGCUGCCCAUGGGUUGGAUGGCGACCCGAAGGACAACGACAGUGACAUGCUGACCCUCGACAAAGGUCUUAAUGAAUCAGAAGAGAUGGAAGUCGACACGGCACAUAUGCUGCUCGACAGAGCGACCACUUCUCCCUCGUACGAUCUCGAAACUCUGAGAAAUGCGCUCGAAGGCCCCAAUCAGGCUGCCCUCGCCGUCGCCAACUACCUCGUGAACAGGAUCAGCACCGGAAAAGCCACAAGAUCGUCGACCGACAACAGCUACGCUGCGAUUCUCGAGCAGCUCGUGGGCGAUCUACAGACGACGAUGUUCUUGCCACAAUGGCCCGCCGCGGCGCUGCUUCUCAGCCAAGUGUGUAGAGGUCUGUCGGCCUUUGUCGACGAUCCCAAGGCUGCCCAAGAUGCACGAGGAAUCGCUAUCGAGCAUCUCGGCAGCACAGCAGCGCGCAUGCGCGAGUCGCAGCUCCGCAUCGCUCGACAGGAAGAGGGCAAGGCACUCUGCAGCAUUCGUCAAAUCCAAGAAGCAGAGAGUGGCGAUCGUCUCGACUCCAUCAACGAUGCGUAUGAGCUCGUCAUCGGCUAUCUUGCACGUACUGGGAACGACGACCCGGCCAGCGAGACGGCAGUCGAUUUUGUGUAUGCGCAGUGGGCGUGCGAGUUGUCUUCUUCGCUCAUCGGCAAGACAGACUCACUUAAUCUUCUCGAAGAGGCCGACGACGAUGGUUUCUCCAUGGCAAUGUCGGAUGCUACACGUCUCAGAGGACUGGUCCACGCGCUUCACCAUUGCAUGGGCCGUGUCGCUUCGGCAAGGUCUCGUCUCAUGACAGCGAACAGCACAACCGCAGAUGUCUUCAAAGCAAGGUCGGAGGAUGACUACCCGGCCGCUCAACAGACUGCCGAAGAGCUAGUUCACACAACGUCGUUUGUCCUUUCCUACGACUUUCUUCGCGCAAAGCUACUCCUGGCUCUCGAUGACAACGUCAUCAGCAAUCGAAACAAGGCGCUGCGGGGCAUCAAUAGCGUGAGCGCUGUCGACGAUCAUCUCCUUGAUGACCCAAGCGUACGUCAGCUCGUCGAAUUUCGUGUCCGUGACGAGAGUGCCAGUGUACGCGAGGCGGCGCUCGCCCUCUUGAGCAAGCACGCCUUGUCGAAGGUCGAGAACAUCGAAAGUGAUCACACCGUAAUUUUUGAAAGGAUCUUCGACACCGGCUUGGCAGUGCGCAAACGGGCACUAAUGACUCUCGAGAGCGUGUACGAGAAGACGACUUCAGAGAAGAUCCGGCUCGAGGCCAUCGCUCUAAUUAUCCGUUGUGUCAAUGACGAAGACGAUACGGUUCAAGACAUGGCAGUCGACAUCGUCGGCAGACUUUGGUUUGGUCUCGGUCCAAAUUCCGAGAGACCUUCGCCAGCCAAGAUGCGUGCUCGGAAUGCAGGUAGCGAGAUGCCCACAGCGGAGCCAUCAGAGCCAAGAUCAUCAGGUCUGGACAGGAACGGGCUCGUGCCUGGUACGGAACAUUGCCUCGAGACGAUCAUAUCAGUCACAGCGAAGCUUCAAGAGAGGCCGUCACCCCUGGAGUCUAUCUUCCGCCGCCUAUUCAAGAAGCUGAGCGAAGGCGAGGCCAGCAUGCUCACGGCGAACAUGCGCAUCCUCAACGACGCCAUGAUCGACUCCCUGGUGGCCGCUGAAGAAGCUGAGACCGAGAGCUUUGUCAAUCGGGUCAAGACAGUUCAUCUUUUUGUCCAUUGCAACCCCACGAUUCUCUCCAUCACAAAGGCUAAAGCGCUGGUCCCUUAUCUCAAGAGCGCCGAGAGUAACACCGACGUCUUGGUCAUGGAGCUCUUGCUGAAGAUCUUCGGUUCCUGCCUACCGUCCAUGCCUCGCACUGCACUCAAAUUUGCCGAAGAUCUCCAGCGUACACUCACACCUCUCGUCAGCAAACCGCCGAAUCGGCCCGGAUCUAGCGUUCUCCAGGAGCUCAUUGCUUGUUAUUGCACUGUGAUCAAGACUCAUACGCACAACUUUGCUAUGGUGGCAAAGUCUUUGCAGGCUUGCUUGACUCGCCUCGACAGAACUCGACAGAUGGUGGAGAAGGGAGCCAUGACCCAACUCGACGUCACGACGAAGCUUAUCAUGUCCAUGACAGCGUUAUUUACCGAAAAAGCCGACGUUGACGCCCUUCGUCGAGAGCAUCCCGAGUGCGCUUCCGACAUCGAUUUGAUCAGCAAGGGCUGCAUCAGUGAUCAGGUCUUUGAUGCCUUCCUCGCUCUCUACAACGCACGCAACGGAGCCUUCAGAUCGGCCAGUCUCCAGUGCAUGGGCUUCCUUUUCCGAGCUUUUCCUUCUCUGAUGAUCCGCGAGAGCACGUUCGAAAUCAUGGACGACGUCUUCGACAAUGGCAAGAUGGAGGACCGAGACCUGCUCCUUCGAGUGAUCAUGGUGUAUCUGUCGACGGAACAGGCCCGUUACGAUCCUGAGGCCCGCUGUCCUGCGAAGACGAAGCGACCUUCCACAACCGCUGCUGAGGGGGUCGACAUGGGCGAGCUCGUAGGAAAUACGGACCAGCUUGCAGAGUCUGGCGUUGGUGCAACAUUGAUCCAACGUUACCUCUCACACGUGCUCGGAGCUGCCCUUCGUUUUGUAUCACCGCAGAUGCAAAGGACCGCCAUGGACGUUCUGCACUUUACCGUCAUGCAGGGACUCUGUCAUCCUCUCGACUGUGUACCGACACUUGUGGCUCUCGAAACUCAGGCUGACUCAAGGAUCAGUGGCCGAGCACUUCAACUUCAUGAUCAUCUCUGGUCGAAGCACAUCUCGAUCAUCGCAACGCGCUAUCUGGAGAUGACCAGGACUGCUUUUGAAUACCAGAUAGGGCAGCAACAGCGAGCAGGAGACCUUCGAGGCUUCCGCAUGGAUGCAGAGCAGAGGCCAUGUGCACUGCUGCAGCCGUGGUAUAGCCUCGUGGGCGAGCGUCGGGACAAGAGGCUCGACUUCUUCAAGGCUCUGACAAGAGCGCUCGACGUCGACACGCUCAAGUCGAAGACGUCUGAGGCUGAUGUGCACUUUGCCCGAUUCGUUGCGGACAACCUUGCGACGCUUCACUACAAUUCGAACGAAGAGGUGUUCUUUGUCGUUGAUACACUCAAGAGGACGCUCUCGAUCGCAGGAGUUCAGGUACUCGAGAUCAUCGAGGGAGAGUUGGACAAUAACGGAGAUGAAAGUAGCGACGAGGAAGAGGACGAAGACACGGAUGAAGGGUUCGCAGACGCAGACGAGGAGCGCAAAGAGCACAAGCCCAAUCAGAAGAUGGCAAGAGGGAGCAAAGGCAAGUUUAGCAAGACAACCACCGCUGCAAGAAUGGCCACCGUCAUGGGCAUCGCAUUACUGCUUCGCAACCACCUCAAAGCCCUUUACGGCCUGACCGAGGCCCGUUGCGCGAAGUACUCGUCUCAGCCGAGGAGGCGGUACGGUCCAGGGGCCGACAAAGCACAACGCAAGGAUCUCGAGCACCAGAGCGAUGCCGCGCUCGACCUUUCGCUGCUGUCGGGCGCUUUCCUCGUGGCAAAUGAAGGGAACGAGGAGCUUUCUCAACAGCACAUGAUGACUUUCGAAGAGCUCAUGCGUCAGGACGGAACGAUUGCGGAGCCAGAGGACGACUUUGCCUUGGACGAUUGA
Molecule: messenger RNA, 5124 nt
Organism: Acaromyces ingoldii
Lineage: Eukaryota; Fungi; Basidiomycota; Exobasidiomycetes; Exobasidiales; Cryptobasidiaceae
Exons: 2
Coding region: 1-5124 (1707 amino acids)
Biological process (GO): establishment of mitotic sister chromatid cohesion; regulation of gene expression; establishment of protein localization to chromatin
Cellular component (GO): Scc2-Scc4 cohesin loading complex
Molecular function (GO): chromatin binding
Source: RefSeq, a predicted model, not a curated record